CACGGACGUCACAGUCAGGCGACGGAAGUUGCGUCGUUGAGUCGCAUCGGCAGAAAUGGCUGGUUUGAUCAAGAAGACCACAGGCUUGGUUGGCCUUGCUGUCUCCCACAAUCCACAUGAGCGUCUUCGGAUUCUGUACACAAAGAUCCUGGGCUCUCUACAAACUAUGCCUCAGGAUGCUGCCUACAGGAAAUACACUGAGCAACUGAUCAACCAGAGGUUCAACCACGUCAAAGCUGAGCCAGACGUAGAAAAGCUUGAAAAAAAAAUCAACUGUGGACAGAUUGAGGAGGUUAUUGCACAGGCUGAGGCUGAGCUGGCUUUGUCCAGGAAGAUGACCGAAUGGAAACCGUGGGAACCUCUCGUAGAGGAAGCACCGGCGAACCAGUGGAAAUGGCCCAUCUGAAGUCCUCAUGAUCUUCAUGUACAUAUAUUAUGUUUAUGUUAAAUACUGAAUAAAUAAACACUGU
Molecule: messenger RNA, 470 nt
Organism: Sinocyclocheilus rhinocerous
Lineage: Eukaryota; Metazoa; Chordata; Actinopteri; Cypriniformes; Cyprinidae
Product: NADH dehydrogenase [ubiquinone] 1 alpha subcomplex subunit 5
Exons: 5
Coding region: 56-406 (116 amino acids)
Biological process (GO): respiratory electron transport chain
Cellular component (GO): respiratory chain complex I
Source: RefSeq, a predicted model, not a curated record